AUGUCAACGUUUCUGUCCGUAAACAUGAACGUCGUGUCCCACCAGGACACGCUGUCCUCUCUCGGUUCGGUGGGUUUAACACGUCCUGGACCAAUCCACGGAGGAGUAGUUCAGCUCCAGCCAAUGGCAGCUGCUCUCUUGUUGAGGUGGGAGCGGCUGGCGCAGUCAGCCAGAGGUCCCCCAACUGGUGGAGGAAAUCUUGGUGGUGCUGGACGGAUCGGGUUUGUCUGCAGCUGCGGAGGGAUGGGAGGAAACGCUCCGAGUCGCUUUCCUGAGGAGGAUGGAGGGAUUACUUUUGUGAAGGGCAUCCGGCUGUCAGACAGAGUCAUCAACCGGAUGAAACAUUCCUCAAAGCUCAAUCCUCCUCUCACACCAGAACCGCCAACCACUCCACUUCCUGAAGCGCCUGCUGAACACGUGUUACCGCUCCUCACACCUCCUCCUCCAUCACCACCAUCAGUGGAAGCUGUUUCUCCUGUGAAACUUGCCCUUCCUUCCCCAGUGAAGUUCACCUCCUUUCCUCCAGCCUCAUUGGAGUCAGCAGAGCCUCCUCCACUUACAGAGUCCAAAACAGCUCCUUCAGUCUUUACUCCACCUUUGUCCAGAUCUUCUCCUCAGGUUGAGUCACCUGCAGUGCCUGACUCUGCUCCUCCACCUCCUGAUGUACAGUUAAAAAUCCCUCUCCCACCUGAAUCCCUCCUUUCACCUCAUGUAAAAGCAAAAACCUCCACUAUGUCGCGGAUGUCAGAACAAAUCAUUGAAGCUGUUGUCCUCCCACCACUUGUGGAGUCACCUCCAUCACCUCCCUGUGAACUCAUGACACCUACGUCUGCCGCUUCACCACCUGCACCAGUUGAAUCGAUAAUCCCACCCAUCCCUAAUGAUUCUGCUCCAGCUGAAGCUGCAGCUUUACCUCCAGGAUCAGAAACGUCUCUGGUGCCUCCAGCUGAGUCCAAAACGUCACGUCUUCUGGAGCCCGGUGCAGCUCCACACCUUUCUUCAACUUCACCAUCCUGUCAGUGUAAAAUGCUGUUAGCGAUACCCUCCGACAGGCCUGUGAAAGAUCCAGCUCCAGCUGAAGAAGAGUCCAUCAUGACCACAUGUUUAGCCCCGGAUGAAGGCGAUGAAGCUCCAGAGCCACCUGCAGCAGCCUCGACUCUUAAAAUGUUGGAGGAAGACCUCAGACAGAAGAUCAGGGCAGAUAUGCAGAGAAGUUUGGAGGAAGAGAUCAACCAGAACCGACAGAAUCUGCAGCAGCAGCUAGAGGAGAUAAGGGCUCAGGCUGAAGCUGAGGCGAAGGCAGCAGCUCAGGCUUGGGUGGAGGAGCAGGUGAAGAAGACUCUGGAGGAGGAGAAAGCAGCACACACAGAGAAGCUGAUAAAGUCCAUCAGAAAGGAGAAGAUGAUCGCAGUGGACGAGAAGCUCAUGAUCCAGCUUUAUUGGAUGGAGCUGAAGGCUCACCAGCUGGAGGAGAAGGAGAAAGAGAUCAAACAGAAAGGCACUCUCUACAAGGAGCAUGUAGCAAAGCUCCAAGCAAAGUGUUCAGAGUUUUAUGAAGUGUCUGCUAAGAACUUCCAGGAAGGCAAAGAGGAGGCUCAGAAGCGUUUUGCGCGUUUUAACGUUCAGCCCGUGUGUGGAGACUUGCAGGACCAGAUACUAAAAUGCUACAAGGAAAACCCGGGGAAGACUCUAACCUGCUCAAGAAUCGCUUCAGCCUACAUGCAGUGUGUCGACAACGCCAAGAAAGUCCAAGUUAAUACUUGAACAAUGAUGAACAAAUAUGGACUUGAAUCAAACAACCAGCAGGAGUCUAAUCCAUCGUAUGUCUCUGAGGUGUGGACGUUUCCUGUAGCCGUGGUUUCACAAACACAGUUCAGCUUUAAAAGGUUGAUGAACAUCUUACCUGUAGCAGAUAGCCUUCUGACUGAUCCCAGUUUCACGACCUACCUGCAAAGACAAGUGGAGCUAAAAUUGCAACUUAAACUGCUUCUGUCAAAAACUCUGCGCAGUUUAUGUGAAUUAUAAAUUUUUUAUUUUCCUAUUUUCUCCAUUCUGGCAGAAAUGUUCCUGGUGUAAAUUCCCCAGGUUAAUUGGAACAACUACAACUAAUAAAUAAGAUAAUUUUUAUUAAUCAACCAGGAAAUAUGAAGGUUCUGAAAAUGUUUAUAAAAUACCAUUUGUAUGAUCAACUAUGAAAAUGCUCAAAUUCAAUGAUCUAUGUACAAACGUUCCAUUUAACCCUACUUUAAAUGAUCAAAAAAACACUUUGUAUAAAUCACUGUAACCACCUGUGUUAGCAGAGCACACAAACCAGUUUAAAACAUCAACGAGAAGAGAAUAUAAAUCAAAGAUUAAUUAAAUUAAUAUUUUUGUGUACCUUAAAAUCUAGCAAAGCCAACAGUCAAUAUUUAUGAGACAACUAUGCAAAAGUGUUUGAGAUGUACAAAAAAAGUUCCACGCAGCAAUAAAGUUUGAACAUGUUUGGAGGAGUUCUUAGUUUAAGAGAAUGUGGGUAAAUUCAGUCUACAUGAGUCUGUUUAUAGGGAAAAUGUUGUUAAAAGGUUUAUUCUGCAUCAUAAAGCAGUCAAAUGAAAAAUACAAGAUUUUUAUGUGUUAUUUGGCACAUGUAUAACUUCACUUGUGAGCUAAAUGUUGUUAUAUUAGAAAAAAACAGAAGUGCAGCUUUACAUUGUUUACUAAUCACAAUCUUCAAUAAAAAUGAAAAAAAAAAGUUGUUGUUUCCAGGGAUGUGAAACCGACUGUGACAUCAAUGCAAAGCUGAAAAGGCUGAGAGCUUUAAGGUCACCGUGACCCAGCUCCUCAGACUUCCUGCUAAAUCAACAGCACUGCAGAGGUCUGAUUUAUGGUGGAGUGGCAGGCCUGGCCUCACUGAAAAACCAUGAAAACUCUAAAACUAGCAGACUUGCACCAAGGCACUGACGGAAACAUUUGUAUUCAUUCUCAGAGUCGUAUUUUUGAGGAAAGAAGGAACAAAACUGCUGUCAAAUACAGAGACAUGAGGUUGGGGUGGUGUCCAGACAAAGUGAUUCUGGGCCUUUAAACAUGAGUGUGACUAAAAAUAAAUAAACACAAACCCACCACCA
Molecule: messenger RNA, 3104 nt
Organism: Nothobranchius furzeri (turquoise killifish)
Lineage: Eukaryota; Metazoa; Chordata; Actinopteri; Cyprinodontiformes; Nothobranchiidae
Product: histone-lysine N-methyltransferase 2B
Biological process (GO): inner mitochondrial membrane organization
Cellular component (GO): MICOS complex; mitochondrion
Source: RefSeq, a predicted model, not a curated record